Messenger RNA from Lathyrus oleraceus (garden pea), 1533 nucleotides. RefSeq lists its product as uncharacterized. The transcript is spliced from 4 exons. Bases 1 to 1533 code for a protein of 510 amino acids. NCBI's taxonomy places the organism in Eukaryota, Viridiplantae, Streptophyta, Magnoliopsida, Fabales, Fabaceae. Gene Ontology annotation, molecular function: zinc ion binding; nucleic acid binding. The record is from RefSeq and is a predicted model, not a curated record.
AUGGCUAAAUGUUUUCUUUUAUUCAUCACUCUUCUUGUCAUUAUCUUGUUUCUUAUUGGUAUUAUCAAGCAUGAAGAAUUAGGUAAAGAUUUCUUAGCAAUAAUGAUAGUUAUAGUUUUACCAUUACUAGUCUUAGCUUGGUUUAUUAAUAGAGAUAUAAUCAUAACUAACAGAAGGUAUUAUCAAGCUGACACUCGAGAUGUUCGUGAACUUGUUGCGGCUGUGUUAGUUCAAACACAACAAAAUGCUCAAAUCCUGCAAAUCACUCGUGAUCAUCAACUUUUUCAGCAACAUCAAAGAGAAACUGUGCAUGAAGAUACGGGGUUGAACUCGUUUCUGAAAGGUAAACCACCACAAUUUGGUGGUGACUUUAAUUUGGAGGGUGCUGAGAAAUGGUUGCAAGAGAUAGAGAAGAUAUUUUCGUUCACUCACUGUAGAGAGAAUAGAAGAGUCGGUUAUGCAACAUUCAUGCUGACAGGCAACGCUGAAGCCUGGUGGAGAGGAAAACAUAGAUUAUUGGAAGAGGAAGGAAGAGAGAUCAACUGGAUCUUGUUCAAAGAAGAAUUUUUGGGGAAGUAUUUACCAAAGCUAUGUAGGAAAGAGAAGGAGAGAGAAUUCCAGAACCUGCGUCAAGAAAGAUGUUUGGAGUUGGAAGGAAUUAACAAUAGGAAGAAUCAAUAUGGAUCAGGAGUACCAACCUGCAACAACAAUCACAAGGGCCAUUUUAACCAAUACCAUGGAGGAAGGACCCAACAAGGGGGUAGGCCAUAUCAAAGGCCUACACCAUAUCAUAACCAGGAUUCUAGGAGGUUAAUGUUCAAGUGUUACAGUUGUGGAAGGGCACAUCUUAACAAAGAUUGUCCAAAUAGAAAUAUUGGAGCUUGUUUUCGUUGUGGUCAGAAGGGCCAUUUUCUCAAAGAUUGUCCCCAAGGACAAAAUCAACCAACAAGCCAGAAGAGCGUCCUAAUAAACAAUAACGAUGUAGGGAGAGCAAGGAAUGGAGGCCCAAAUGUUGGUCAAGGACCUCAAAAUCAGAACAAGCCAACCACAGGAAGAGUAUUUGCAAUUAGAGGAGCUGAGAUCUCAAAGUCAGAUGGGUUAAUCCAAGGUAUGUGUCUAAUUGGAGAUAAGUUGGUAUCAGUAUUAUACGAUUCAGGAGCUACACAUUCAUUUAUAUCUACAUCUUGUGCGGAAAUUUUGGGAUUUGAAAUUGUUGAUCUCAACUAUAAAUUGACCAUUAGAACUCCCUCGGGAGAAAGAAUGGUAACUUGUUCAGUCUGUGCAGACUGCGCUGUAAUUUUAGAAAAUAGAAGAUUCUUAGUAGAUCUUGUAGUACUCCCGCUAAAAGACCUAGAUGUCAUCUUAGGAAUGGAUUGGUUAUCAGCCAACGAUGUAAACUUGGGGUGCAAGAAGAAAAUUUUAACGUUUGGAGAAGAUAGUGGAGAAGUCAUAAAGGUGGAAACUCUCACCCAAAAAUUUAUGAUGUUAUUCUCUAUGUCAGAAGGAGAAACCCCUAGUGUUGAAAUCCUCUAG